Molecule: messenger RNA, 1191 nt
Organism: Rosa rugosa (rugosa rose)
Lineage: Eukaryota; Viridiplantae; Streptophyta; Magnoliopsida; Rosales; Rosaceae
Product: cyclin-dependent kinase F-4-like
Exons: 1
Coding region: 7-1161 (384 amino acids)
Biological process (GO): protein phosphorylation; intracellular signal transduction
Cellular component (GO): cytoplasm; nucleus
Molecular function (GO): protein serine/threonine kinase activity; ATP binding
Source: RefSeq, a predicted model, not a curated record
GGAAGAAUGGAGAGCUACGAGUUAAUAAAGGAAGUUGGCCAUGGAGCAUUUGGGACUGUCUGGCGAGCUAAAAAUAAGCAGACUGGUGAAGUUGUUGCAAUUAAAGAACUCAAGAAAAGAUACUAUUCAUGGGAUGAGUGCAUGAAUCUUCGAGAAGUUAAGUCAUUGCAGAAAGUUAAUCAUCCAAACAUUGUGAAGCUAAAACAUUUGAUCCUAUCAGAAAAUAAUAUUUUGUACUUUGUGUUCGAAUAUAUAGAGUUCAGCAACCUGUACCAGCGUAUGAAAGAUAAGGUAAUGCCUUUCCCUGAAUCUCAAGUGAGAGAUUGGUGUUUAGAAGUUUUCAAAGGCCUUGCUCAUAUGCAUCAACGCGGAUAUUUUCAUCGCGAUCUAAAGCCGGAGAACUUGUUGCUUACCAAAGAUUUCAAAAUCAAGAUUGCAGAUCUUGGUCUUGCUCGGGAAAUCGAUUCCCAACCACCCUAUACUGAAUAUGUGUCGACACGCUGGUACCGAGCUCCGGAACUCUUGUUCCGAGGUUUGUAUAGCUCUAAAGUUGAUAUGUGGGCAAUGGGUGCAAUCAUGGCCGAGUUGCUUACUCUCCGCCCUCUAUUUCCUGGUAUUAGUGAAGCAGAUGAAAUGUACAAAAUUUGCAGUGUACUUGGCACGCCAACCGAGGAUUCAUGGGCCGAUGGGCUCCGUCUUGCAAGAGAUAUGAACUACCAGUUUCCACAGUUGGCUGGUGUUCAUCUUUCUUCACUUAUUCCAUCAGUUAGUGAUCAUGCAAUUAGCCUCAUUAGUUCACUUUGUUCUUGGGACCCUUCCAAGAGGCCAACAGCUGCAGAGGCCCUCCACCAUCCUUUCUUCCAGAGUUGCUAUUGUGUUCCUCCACCUCUUCGUUGCCACAAAUCAACAACUGCUGGAGCAACAAGGGGAGUGUCGGAGCAGCAAAAAUAUCUGCCUCCUGGAAAGAGAGUAGAUCAUAUUCCUACCUUAGUGAACAAGGGAAGGAACGUUGCACGCAGUACCGUGGGGAAGCCGCUGCAUCCACCUCCCAUGAAAGCUGGAGUCCAAUGGAAUGGCAAGUCAAGAGAAUCAACCUUACAUUUUCAACAACUAAAAGCACAAGUAGUUUUUGAUAAGCAAUCCAUCAAUGCAAAGCAAUGAAUUGCAUUUACCUCAUCUUGAUUACCAUCU